AUGCAUAAGUUCAAUAUUGGUGUUAGCUUGACUUCCUCUUACUCGACUGUCAAGAAAGAAGAGAAGGGGCAAGAAUUGCUCUCUUGUCGCAAUUCUCUUAUUCGCAACUUUCAUCUGCUGCAACAUUCAUUUCUAGAGGAAAUCCUGAUCUUCUUAUCGUUUGUGACUUCAAGUCAUUGCCAACAUUCAGCCCUCUCCCACAUGAGGUCUAGAAAAGAGCUUGACAUACGAGACAUGUCGGAGAAGGCAUAUGGGUCGAAGGACAACGAGAACUCACAGCUUUCUCUCUAUCCUGAGGCCAAACUCACACUUUAUGGAGUUAUAGCAUACAUUGAGCCUGCAGGGAGAGCCCUCUGGAAUUGCAAAAGCCUUUGCCUUUAUAGCAGCCUCAAUUCAAAGAAAAGUAGUACUAGUCACAACACUAGAACCAGGUUAGGUGAGCUUGAAUGCAUUGGUCGGGGAAAGCUGCUCUUAGAGCGUACUCCUUCCGAUCUAGGCGUAUGGUUGAAUCUAUCCUUCAAGUACCUUACACGUGACUUAGUAAGCCAAAAUAGGGCAACCCAACGCUCGCGACGUGCGGUGCGAGUUGCUUUGGAGAAGUCUCACCUUGGCGAUCUACUGAGAAGGUCGUAUCCAUGGUCUCGACUCGCUCAUACCCAGGCCACCUCUCUGAGGGGGACUUCCUUGCUAUGCCACCAUCCUAUUAGCUUAGCUGUUAAGAUGUACAUAGUCUUUAGGGUACGGUCAUUACGCAACAAUAUAUCUUCCCCAUUGGGCGUGGUAUACAAGAUAGCAUAUAGCAAAGGACUUAUCAAACCUGUUCCGAAUCCAGAAUCUAAAGCCAUAGGAACAAAGCUUGAGGAAUACUGUGACUUCCAUCAAGCCAAAGAAAGGGCACAAUAUUGUUGUGUCGAACUCUCAGAAGAGUGGUCCAGGAUAUUUAUUAUAGAUAAUGGAUCAAUAAUUCCACCAUCACCUAAGUCAAGUGUUACUGCGAAUCUACUUCCUAAGCACGAGGCUACCAUCAACUACCUCGAGGAUGAUGAUGAGAAGGACUAUACCUACCUAAUCAAUCCUGAAGAAAAGGAAGCUGAAAGGGUAGAGGGGACAGCCCUCGGGCAAAUUUAA
Molecule: messenger RNA, 1128 nt
Organism: Sphenostylis stenocarpa
Lineage: Eukaryota; Viridiplantae; Streptophyta; Magnoliopsida; Fabales; Fabaceae
Source: the annotation of a GenBank genome assembly